Molecule: messenger RNA, 897 nt
Organism: Punctularia strigosozonata HHB-11173 SS5
Lineage: Eukaryota; Fungi; Basidiomycota; Agaricomycetes; Corticiales; Punctulariaceae
Product: DUF833-domain-containing protein
Exons: 5
Coding region: 1-897 (298 amino acids)
Biological process (GO): Golgi organization; protein secretion
Cellular component (GO): Golgi apparatus
Source: RefSeq, a predicted model, not a curated record
AUGUGCAUCGCACUGUGGGCGCUCGACCAUCCUGAUUACGCUCUAGUCCUCGCCUCGAACAGAGAUGAAUUUCUAUCUCGACCCACCGAACGCGCACACUUUCAUCAUUUCGAACACGAGGCCGGAAAGACUAACACUGAAGGACCGAUCCUGUCCGGCCGAGACCUGAAAGCGGGAGGCACAUGGCUUGGGCUGAACAGAUCGGGGAAAAUCGCCGUCCUCACCAACAUCACCGAGCCACUGGGCAGUUAUACCUCAUCCAGGGGCCAUUUGGUCUCGUCAUUCCUCCUGUCGGAUUUGCCUGCGGACACCGAUGUGGAAAACGUAGUCACGCGGAACGAGAAGUAUGCGGGAUUCAAUCUGGUGUAUUUUGACCCUAUCACAGACGCGUCUGGAUCGCUUUCUUUCUCGCCAAUCUUCCUGACCAAUCACGGCGGGGGCGGCCCUCUCACCGCGAGGCCAUUAACGGCCGAGGAACGUCGGUGCGGAGGGCUAUCUAACGGGAUCGAUGGGCAGGGUGCCGACGAGUGGCCGAAAGUCCAAGUCGGCAUCCGGUCGAUGCGAGAGGUAAUUGAAUCCGCCGAAGCAUCCGACGAGCGCCGCCUCGUCGAGGAUCUUUUCCACGUUCUGGAAUGGUGUACGGCCAUUCCACCUCGUGAACGAGCGGAGCACCGCAACACCAUUCACAUUGAGCCGUACCCCGUGGCCUUUGAUCCGACCCAUGCUACGGAUUUUUACGGCACUCGACUCUCGACCGUCAUCCUUGUCCGCCGAGAUGGCAAAGUUCUUUUCGUGGAGCGCGAACCUUGGCGCCUGUCAGACGGGGUUCUGCAAAAGCAGCAACCCCCGGACGAACACGUAUUCCGGAUGCAAAUCUCUUUGCAAAACAAGCACUAG